AUGUACUACAACACUAUAGCUCUCGCGAGUUUGCUGGCCGGCACUGCAGUUGCCGAGACCAUCCACGGAGUCCUGGUCUUCAGCCGGCAUGGAGAUAGGACAACCAAGCAUUAUGGAGCCCAGUCUCUGACCAGUCUUGGAGCGCAGCAAUGCUUCGAGGUAGGUAGCGACUAUCGAAGCCGCUAUCUCGAGUCCAACUCGCCUCACCGUAUCCUCGACAUUUCCGAAGACAAGUACGUCCCAUCUCAGGUCUAUGCUAGUGCUCCGGACCAAGCCAUUCUCCUGAACACGGCCACAUCGUUCCUCCAAGGCCUCUACCCUCCCUUGGUCGACCUCAACGCCGAGAUAGCGACGUCGACUCUCAACAACGGCAGCACAAGCACCAGCCCCCUCAACGGCUAUCAGUACGUGCUUUUGCGCGGCAAGAACUCCAACUCCCCGGACACCAUCUGGAUCAAGGGCGACGACGGAUGCCCGGCCAACGCCGCAGCCUACAAGGCCUUCGAAGCCAGCGACGAGUUCCGGACCCGCGUCGCAGAAACCAAGGACUUUUACGCCGGCUUCUACGACGUGCUCGAGAGCGUCUACGACUACCGGCCCGAGAACAUGACCUACGAGAACGCCUACGACAUCUUCGACCUCGUCAACGUGGCGCGCAUCCACAACAGCACCUCCCUGGCCCGCAACGUCACGGACGAGGAGCUCCUCCGUCUCCGGGCGCUGGCCGACAGCGCCGAGUUCGGAUACAACUUCAACGCCUCCCAGCCCGACCGGUCGAUCCACGCCAGGACCCUCACCGCCGGCAUCCUCGCCCAGCUGAACCAGACCGUUGCGUCCGAGGGCAAGCUCAAGUUCUCCCUCCUGUCGGGCAGCUACGACACGUUCCUCGCGUUCUUCGGCCUCGCGGACCUCAUCGCCGUCUCGGACGACUUCUACGGACUGCCCGACUACGCCUCGACCAUGGCGUUCGAGCUCGUCAGCGACGACGCCGCGGCGUUCCCCGCCGACGUCGACGCGGACCUCCGCGUCCGGUUCCUCUUCCGGAACAGCACGUACGGUGAGCUGACGGCGUUCCCCCUUUUCGGCACGGGAGAGGAGACGCUCUCGUGGCCCCGUUUCGUCGGUGAGAUGCAGGAGCGCGCCAUCAGCACCGUCGAGGAGUGGUGCAGUGCCUGCUCCAGCCUCGUGUCCUUCUGCGCCGCCUACCAAGACGAGGCAGCCAGCUCAAGCUCCAGCAGCGGUGGAGGAGGCAUGUCGAACGCGGUGGCUGGUGUCAUUGGUGCUGCGGUCACGCUCGGUGUUGUUACCAUCGCUGGCGGAAUUGCCUUCCUGUUAAUCAAGAAGCGUCGCUCGGCGCCUGUCGUUCAUAUUCCUGUCGUUUCGGCCGACAAGUCCAGCCUGCGCAGCGGAAGCAAUGUCUGA
Messenger RNA from Colletotrichum higginsianum IMI 349063, 1422 nucleotides. RefSeq names its product Histidine acid phosphatase. The transcript is spliced from 2 exons. The coding region runs from base 1 to 1422 and encodes 473 amino acids. Gene Ontology annotation, biological process: dephosphorylation. Lineage: Eukaryota; Fungi; Ascomycota; Sordariomycetes; Glomerellales; Glomerellaceae. The record is from RefSeq and is a predicted model, not a curated record. Gene Ontology annotation, molecular function: phosphatase activity.